AUGGAAGCCGAAAAUCGCCACAAGCUGCACAUACUGGAAACUUCGCUGCUCGUUCGCCGAAUGAAGAUCAGCCCUGGAAUCUUGCUGGCGCACGCACGGACGCUAGCCAAAGGUACGGCAAAAUAUCCCGUAACCAGAGUCGAGGUGAAGUCUUUCACCAUACACGCAGGAGUACAGGCAGAAACACUGGACAAUGUCAUACUCGGACAACUACCGAAACGAGUGAUAAUCGGUUUUGUCAGCAAUAAAGCCUUCAACGGCGACAGACAGCGCAAUCCGUUUAAUUUUCAAAACUACUCUUUGAAUUUCCUGUCGUUGUACGUCAACGGGGUGCAAGUCCCAUCGAAGCCGCUACAGAUGAGUUUUGGCAGAGACGAUCUCUACGUGGACGCUUAUCACACCCUCUUCUCCGGUACGGGGAUUCAUUUUCUGAACGAAGGAAACGGUAUCGGCCGGCAGCAGUUCGCUAAAGGAAAUUGUCUAUUGGCUUUCGACCUAACCCCCGAUCUCUCAGCCAACUGUACAUCGCACUGGUCGCUCAUCAAACAUGGAACUCUCAGGGUCGAAGUGCGGUUCGACGAUGCUCUCAAAGAAACUGUGAAUUGCCUAGUGUACGCUGAAUUUGAUAAUCUUAUUGAAGUUGAUGCUGCACGUCAGGUCAUUACAGAUUUUUCGGGCUAA
Molecule: messenger RNA, 681 nt
Organism: Neodiprion virginianus
Lineage: Eukaryota; Metazoa; Arthropoda; Insecta; Hymenoptera; Diprionidae
Exons: 1
Coding region: 1-681 (226 amino acids)
Source: RefSeq, a predicted model, not a curated record